CACCACCCUGGUCUUUUUAUUGGUACUAAUUGAUGGGACGGGGAAGAGAUCAAGGAUCAGGAGUGGGAAAAGCAGUGGGGGAGGAGCCUCUCCGUCAGGCUGGGGAUGUGGGUGGGGGCUCCAGCCCAGACUGUGAGAUGGUACAUCCGCAUCCGGCGGCAACAGAGUAACUUCCUCUAGAGGGAGCUGAUUGGAGCCAGUAACAGCCGGCACUUCUAUGAUCGCCGAAUCCUCUCGGUUCCUUAGGGCCACGCUGGGACGAGCAGAGGCUGCAUCCAGACUCCAGGAAUUCACUGACUCCCGUUCCUGGUAGCCAGGCCUGGACACCUACUCCUGGGAGCAGACGCUGGUCCCUCGGCAUUUCCAGCCUCUGCCCCACUGAGUCAUCCCGGGCCUGGGCCAGGGUCCAAGCAGGCUAACACUGCCCUCCAUUGGGACCUGAAAGAUGGCGUCUGGGCAAUGCCCAGGCCCUCCCAGGCAGGAGUGUGAAGAGCCUGCCCCAUCCUCCACUUCGGAGGAGCAGGUAGCCCGAGACACAGAAGAGGUUUUCCGCAGCUACGUUUUUUACCGCCAUCAGCAGGAGCAGGAGGCUGAUGGGGCGGCUGCGCCUGCUGACCCAGAGAUGGUCACCUUGUCCCUAGAACCUGCCAGCACCAUGGGGCAGGUGGGACGGCGGCUCGCCAUCAUCGGGGAUGCUAUUAACCAGCGCUACGACGAAGAGUUCCAGACCAUGUUGCAGCGCCUGCAGCCAACGGCAGAGAACGCCUAUGAGUAUUUCACCAAGAUCGCCUCCAGCCUAUUUGAGAGUGGCAUCAACUGGGGUCGAGUGGUGGCUCUCCUGGGCUUCGGCUACCGCCUGGCCCUACAUGUUUACCAGCGCGGCCUGACUGGCUUCCUGGGCCAAGUGACCCGCUUUGUGGCCGACUUCAUGCUGCAUCACUGCAUUGCCCGGUGGAUUGCGCAGAGGGGCGGCUGGGUGGCAGCCCUGAACUUGGGCAACGGCCCCAUCCUUAAUGUGCUGACAGUUCUGGCUGUGGUUCUGUUGGGCCAGUUUGUGGUACGAAGAUUCUUCAAGUCAUGACCCCUGGAGGAGCCCUUUGGGGUCCCAGCUGAGACCCCUGCCUGGACUGUAGCCAAGCCUUCUCCCCUUGCCCCCUUCCGUGCUGGGAUCCCCUCCCCGCAAGAAUACAGAAGCUUUAGCAAGUGGGCACUCCAGCUUUGAAGGACCCUUACCCAAGGGUCAGUCAGGUUGCAGAGGUGCCCCAACAUUGCAUGGUGCUAAUGGGCCCAUCUCUGGGCUCAGCUGUCUGCUGGGUGUUGGGGAGGUCGAUAAACUUGGGAGCAAGGGGCUGGGAGCAUCUUCUCUCCAUUACAUUUUUUUUAAUGGUUUUAGCUUUUUAUAAUACCCUUGAGAGGACCCCGCCAUUCCCACCACUAUGCCCAAAGCCAGGACAUCUGGGAUGUGGGGGUUAGUAGGCCUACCCUGCAUUCCCCAGGAUUCAGUUGUUCUAGAAGGUCAGAACUUGAGAGCUGGGCCUGGAGCCCAGUCCUGGGCCUCUCUAAGCACCAUAUCCCAGGAACAGGACUGACUGGCGGUGGGGGACAAAGACUUGCUCAGCACCCCCUGCUCCCAUUCCCCCACCCCAUGUUGCCUUGGCAGUUAGAUUCUCAGGGAUUCUGGGUCUGGAGUGUGGGGUGAGGGUACAGACCAGAGCUGUAUGAAUUUAUCCAUCAGGUUUUCCAAACCCACCUCCUGAGGUCCUUGAUUCUCUCCCUUCCCCUCACCUCUUACCACUUUCUCCCAACCCAUUCCUUUCUAGUGAAGCCUGCCUGACCCCAUCACUCCACAUAAGGAAAGAAGCCUUGGGCGAGGCCCCCUCCUUGCACACACUA
Pteropus alecto (black flying fox) is the source of this 1893-nucleotide messenger RNA. It is a transcript of the gene BAK1, whose product is annotated as BCL2 antagonist/killer 1. Gene Ontology annotation, cellular component: mitochondrial outer membrane. Gene Ontology annotation, molecular function: protein homodimerization activity; protein heterodimerization activity. Lineage: Eukaryota; Metazoa; Chordata; Mammalia; Chiroptera; Pteropodidae. The coding region runs from base 446 to 1081 and encodes 211 amino acids. Gene Ontology annotation, biological process: regulation of apoptotic process; intrinsic apoptotic signaling pathway in response to DNA damage; extrinsic apoptotic signaling pathway in absence of ligand. The record is from RefSeq and is a predicted model, not a curated record. The transcript is spliced from 6 exons.